Spodoptera litura is the source of this 2611-nucleotide messenger RNA. NCBI's taxonomy places the organism in Eukaryota, Metazoa, Arthropoda, Insecta, Lepidoptera, Noctuidae. The record is from RefSeq and is a predicted model, not a curated record.
GUCUCGUUGCGAUAAAAAUCGAGCUCAGUGAACGUUCCAUUUUGAUAUUCUCUGUGUAUAUGCCUACCGAGUCCAAUGAUAAUUUAGUGGAGUUCACAGAGUGUCUCAGUGAAAUGACAGCCAUAAUUGACAGUCACAAUGUGGAGUCGGUGUUUAUGUUAGGGGACUUCAAUGCGCACCCGGGUGAGUCAUUUGCUAUUGAACUCUUAACCUUUUGUGAGGAACAAUCGUGGUCGUGUGUGGACUUGGAGCUGAUGCCGUCGGACAGUCAUACAUUUGUCAGUGAUUCGCACGGCUGUCGACGCUGGCUCGACCACUGUCUUGUGACCAAUGCCGCGCGGCAAUCUGUGUCUGCGGCUUCUGUAUUAUAUAAUACCUAUUGGUCAGAUCAUUACCCAGUGUCUAUACUAUGUAAUCUUAAUUUAGUUGAGCCUAAGAUUAGUAUACCUACUGGUUGUAUAAAUAGGAUAGUUUGGGGUGAACGUGAUUCGUUGCAGAUAGCGAAAUUUAAAGAUAUAUGCCAGUCGAGACUUAGAGAAGUUGAUUUUCCUUCAGAAUUAAGAAACUGCUCAGAUAACUUGUGUUGUAAUAAAAGUCAUAAAAUCUUGUUAGAUAACAUGUACGACGAAAUAAUUUGUAUAUUGUCUGAGGCUGCUAUAUGUAGUUAUAAUGACACGGAAAAGCGUAGAGGUAAAUACAUUACUGGUUGGAACAGGCACGUCCGCGGCGCUCAUGGGAGGGCUCGGCUAUGUUUUCAGGCGUGGUUGAUUGCGGGUAAGCCCGGGGCUGGUCGUCUUUACGAUGAUAUGUGUGAAUCUAGGCGCGUGUUUAAAUCUAAGUUAAAGUGGUGUCAGAAUAAUCAACAACAGAUAAAAAUGGAUAUCAUAGCGAAACUACACUCAAACAAGAAAUUCGGUCAGUUCUGGAAAAACACCAAUAAAAUGAAUCAUAAGCCGGGCCUCCCCGUGAGCGUAGCGGGAGUGCAUGAGCCUAGUGAGAUCGCCGCUAUGUUCUCCCACCAUUUCAGAGCAGGCUCUCCUAUGGGGCUAGCGCGACAGGAGCCCGAUGUUGAGGAAAGUAGUAUACGUAGUGUUUAUUUUACUACGAAGGAAGUGCGUACGGUGAUCAGAGGCAUGGUGAGGGGUAAAUCCCCGGGUCACGACAGCCUUAGUAUCGAGCACCUACAGCAUGCAGGUGUACACCUGCCCAGGGUUCUUUCUAUGUUUUUUACCUUGUGUUUAGGUCACUCCCACCUACCUGAUAAUUUAAUGCGUACUAUAGUUGUACCAAUCAUCAAAAAUAAAACUGGUGAUACAUCAGAUGUAAACAACUAUAGACCGAUCUCUCUGGCCACAGUGAUCGCCAAAGUACUGGACAGUCUGCUUGGUCAGCAACUGGAUAAACACGUCUCGCUAAGAGACGCGCAGUUCGGCUUUAGGCCUGGGCUUUCUACCGAGAGUGCUAUUCUGUGCCUCAAGCAGACUGUACGGUAUUACACGACUAGGAGGACCCCAGUAUACGCUUGUUACCUUGAUUUAUCGAAAGCAUUCGAUCUUGUAUCGUACGAUAUUCUGUGGGGGAAAUUAAGGGAUGAAACUUGCUUACCUAGGGAAAUUGUGCGGUUAUUCAUGCAUUGGUAUAGCAAUCAAAAGAAUUUUGUUAGAUGGGCCGGAUCUCGCUCGGAGGAGUACAGGCUGGAAUGCGGGGUGAGGCAGGGGGGGUUGACCUCUCCCACGCUCUUCAACCUGUACGUCGACCGAUUGAUCGAUGAGCUCAGCAACACCGGCAUCGGGUGUCAUAUAGAUGGAGUGUGUGUGAAUAAUAUCAGCUAUGCAGACGAUAUGGUGCUGCUGAGCCCAUCGAUUGGUGCCUUGCGCGGGCUCCUGAAAAUUUGCGAGUCCUACGCGGUGGCUCAUGGGCUCAAAUACAACGCGAAGAAAAGUGAAAUAAUGAUUUUCAGACCAGAUAACAAGCGUUACAAUUUUGUUCCAAAUUUCACUUUAUGUGGCAUAGCUCUGAACAAAGUCGAGCAAUUUAAGUAUUUGGGCCACUGGGUCACUGAGGACCUUAAGGAUAGUGUGGAUAUUGAAAGGGAGCGUAGGGCGCUGUGUGUCCGGUGCAACAUGUUGGCACGUAGGUUUGCACGGUGCACGGGGAUUGUCAAAGUUGCGCUCUUUAAGGCGUAUUGUCAGUCUUUUUACGCCUGCGGCCUGUGGGUUGACUUCACGCAGCGGACAUACAGCGAUCUGCGCGUUCAAUAUAAUAACGCGUUCCGGGUGCUGAUGGGGCUGCCGCGGCACUGCAGCGCUUCUGCGAUGUUCGCGACUGCUAACACAGACGGCUUUCCAGCCAUCAUGCGCAAACGGUGCGCUUCAAUCAUGCGCCGCAUGCGCGACAGUCCCAACGGCAUCUUGUGCGCGCUGGCGGAUCGGUGGGACUCUCCGAUGCUGGCUCGCUGGAUAAGGCUGCAUGCAGUUGUAUAGUGUUUUGCCACCAUCAUCGGGGAGUCCACCCGGACCCGCCACUACAAGUUAGUGCUCAAUUAGAUUAGACGUGAUCAAUAGUUAUUAUUAUUACUAACACUAGUUUGUAAGCUCGCAAUUGUACUAAC